This is a messenger RNA of Aedes aegypti (yellow fever mosquito), 4632 nucleotides long. RefSeq names its product serine/arginine repetitive matrix protein 1 (gene Srrm1). The record is from RefSeq and is a predicted model, not a curated record. The transcript has 6 exons. Gene Ontology annotation, molecular function: RNA binding. Bases 357 to 3743 code for a protein of 1128 amino acids. Lineage: Eukaryota; Metazoa; Arthropoda; Insecta; Diptera; Culicidae. Gene Ontology annotation, cellular component: spliceosomal complex. Gene Ontology annotation, biological process: mRNA processing; regulation of mRNA splicing, via spliceosome.
CGUCGUUGUCAAAAACAAAAAAAAAAUUCUCCGUCGCCAAAACGAUAAAACGCCAUUUUGCAUGUGCCGCAAAAGUUUGAUGAAAAUGUUUUCGUGUUCGAGAAAAUAGUGAUUUACUGUGAAAACCGAUCGCAUAUCAUUCUUUAGAGUUGCUUCUCGAGUGAACUAUGGUCUAACCGGUGGAUGUACAUCGGAUUUGAACAAAAUACAGUGUUAUUAUCAGCAGCAAGUGAGCGCGAAGCAGUAGAAGAGAACCGAACGAAGAUUUUUCGUUUUUUAUAACAACUCGAUGGAAAUUAAGGAGAAGAAAGUUUGAAGUUUAGUUUAGCUACAAAGUACAUCCUAAAAUAACCAAAAUGAUGUUCACGGGCACAAAUCAACAGCAAGAUACACGCUUCAGCGAUAAAGAGAAAAAAUUGUUGAAGCAGAUGAAAUUCGGAGAUAAUCUGAACAAGCGUGUUGAUAUGUCCAAGGUUAAACUGGAUGUACUGCGCCCAUGGAUCAGCAAGAAAAUUACUGAAAUGCUGAAUAUAGAGGACGACGUCAUCGUAGAGUUCGUCUAUAAUCAGUUAGAAGAAGAGAAGUACCCAUGCCCCAAAAAGAUGCAAAUCAAUAUGACCGGAUUUUUGAACGGGAAGAAUGCAAGAGUUUUUAUGGAGGAUCUUUGGGCAUUGCUGCUGUCCGCCCAGGAAUCAGAAACAGGUAUUCCUGCGGAAUUCAUAGAGCAGAAAAAAGAUGAAAUAAUGAAACGAGAAGAGGAUUCCAAGCAUCUGGAAGACACACGAUCUCGGCGGUCCCGCAGCAGAGGAGGCAGUCGGGAUAGAGACGAUCACAAAAGAUCCAAGAAAGAAGUUCGUCCCAUGUACAAACCGGAACCGGAAGAAUACAUGGAUGAGGAAGAAAAAAUGAUUGAAGAUUUCAUUGAAGCUGAAGUUCCUAUUUCCAAGGAGAAAGAACCUAAAAAACUAGUGGAAGAAGCUAACGCUCCUGUCGAGAAAGAUCCUUCACCGGAGAAGAACGUUAAGAAAUCGCCUGAAAAAUCGAAAGAAAUUACCAAAUCGGAAAAUCCUUCCGAUAAAAACCGUCGCAAGUCCCGUGAUCGUUCACGAUCACGUGAUCGACGUCGAUCGCGAGACCGUCGCUCGUCACGAGAUCAUAAAUCAUCCAGGGAUAGAAAAUCAUCCAGGGAUCGAAAGCCAUCGCGAGAUAGACGACGAUCGCGUUCAGCUCGUCGAUCAUCAGAUCGUAUGAAGAAGCGAAGCCGCUCACCAAGGGAUAAACGAGACCGUGACGGACGCAACCGGGACAACGAUCGUAAGCGUUCACGAAGUACAUCGCGUAUCAAGAAGCCCUCUAUAAAGGAGAAAUCUACUGACAACGGAUCUAUUUCAAAACUUCAAUCGAAGUUGAUGAAUAUGGCCGAGGGGAAGAAAAUUUCUCCGGCAGCCAAACGCCGCAGUCGUAGCCGAUCCACGUCAAGAUCCAGAUCUAAAUCACGUUCUGUCAGCAAGAAAAAGAGCGUGAGUCGUUCUCGUUCGAGAUCUAGAUCCAGGUCAAAAUCUAAGCCUAAAAAGGGUAGAAAAUCGCGUUCUCGUUCGCGACGUUCUCGGAGCUCGGAUUCAUCACGUUCAUCUUCCAGCAGCCGUAGUGGAGAUAGAAAGAAAAAGUCCAAAAGUGGCAACAAAAAACGCAAUGGUAAAAGCAGAAGCCGCAGCCGGAGCAGCCGGAGCCGCAGUCGCCGUGAUACGUCACGAUCGCGUUCCAGAUCACGUAGCAGCCGAUCAUCAUCACGCCCUACCAAGAAAGAUGAUUUCGAGAUACAGAAGAAGGAAAACAGUAUCCAGAAAAAGCGUCACUACCGUUCGAACAAGGAUUCUUCGGACUCGGAAUCAGAUCGUGGCGGACGCGCUCCAGCCAGGAAGGAUCGCGGUGGGAGAGAUCGACGAUCACGCUCGCGAGGCCGACGUGAUGGGUCACGAGGCCGGAAAGACCGAUCACGUUCACGACAUCGUUCGAGAUCUCGCAACAGAUCUCGAUCAAGGAAUCGGUCGCGUUCUCCAAAACGCUGGUCUCGAUCACCUCGCGGAGGGAGAGGACGAAGCAAUCGCGGCAAAUAUAGUGGCAGUGGAACUGGUAGCGGCGGUCGGAAUACCAGUGGAAAUGACAGCGGUACCAAUCGGCGCCGUUCGCCCAUCCGUGGCGGAAGAGGCGGCGGUGGAGGUGGGAGUAACAGUACAGGCAGCUUCGCAUCACAGUCUAGACGCGGCGAAAGCUCUCCAUCCCGUGAGUACAACCACGGAAACCGUCGCCCUUCAAGAGAGCGCCAAAACAACCAAUGGCGGCGAUCAGACGAACAACCGGUUCCUUCAAGGGCACCGAUGGGUCCGCCAGCUUCUAGGUUCGAUGAUAGAAGAGCUAACAAUAGUCGACCUGCUACUAAUAAUAGCAACAGUAAUAGUAAUAGGGACAUUAGCCGUGAGCAAUCAGAUGCUAGACGAAGACCAGGCGACCGUAAUAAUUGGGAUGAUGAUCGAAAAGGAUCGAUGAACAAGUCUGACGGGGAUAUGACUUUGGAUUCGGGUGAAUUCUGGGAUGAUGGUGGUAGUGCACCUAUUAUUUCAGAAACCAAACCAAUAAAGGAGAAGAAACCUACUGUUGAUGUUGAAGAGAGCAGAAAAUCAUCUAAGAAGCACGAAGCUCCUAGACGGGUUGAACCAGUUAAGAAGGAAGUUGUCAAAGUUGAAGAAAAGAAACCGAUUAUUAAAGCGAGGUAUAGUAAGAGUCUAUCAAGAACUCCUUCGCCAUUCCUCAAACCACAUGAACGAGUCGCUGUGGCAAGCUCUAAUGUUGGCAGCACUUCAAACAAUACCACUGCAGUCGCCACGGUUUCGACUCAAAAAGAGGAGAAACUCGUACCAAAACCAGCAGUGACAGCCAAGGUAAAAGUAAAAGCUAGUAGCAGCAAGAAAGAUUCCAGCGAUAGUGAAACCUCCGAAAGUAGCAGUGAAUCCGAAGAAGAAGAGGAGAAGAAUUCGCGGAAGAAAAAAAUUAAAAAGAAGCAAUCUAAAAAACGUAGACAUUCGUCAUCUUCCAGCGAUGAAGAAUCCUCGGAAGACAGCGAAAAAGAUGAAGAACCUCCGAAGAAACCCACAAAACAGGACCUGGCUGCUGCAGCUCUUCAAGAAGAGCGCAGGAAGAACGCAUUGAAGUUGGAAAAAGAAAAAGAAGCCGCUGCAACAGCAGCUGCCGCUGCCGCCGCAGCUACGGCCGCAGCAGCUGCUGCAGCAGCAGCAAAAGCCAGAGAAGAUAGUAGAAAGCGAAAACGAACGAUUAGUUCUGAAUCUAAACCUACCGAAGAGAAAAAGAUGAUAUUGAAGGAAGUUAAAGCAAAGAAAAUUGAGAAACCAUCUUCAUCAUCAUCGAGCGAUUCAGAAUCUGAACGUUUGAAAAAGAAGCGGAGGAAGGACAAGAAAAAACGCGAUGCUUCUGAUGAUAGCUCAUCUGAUUCCGACAGUGUGAAGAAGAAAAAACAUAAGAAACACAAGAAACACGCCAAAAAGCAUAAGAAACACAAGAAACAUAAGAAGAACAAAAGCAAACAGCGUGACAGCAGCUCCUCCUCCUCUGAAGAUGAGGGAGACUUACGCGGCUCUGGGGGCCCCAUAAUAAAUGAUGAUUUAGAAAAACAGUUACGGGAAAGAGCUCUCAAAUCGAUGAAAAAACAGCAAAGUAUUUCCGAUUAAGGCUUAUUUAAUGACAUCUCUAAUGGUAUGGUAAAGUUUUACGAGUAUAUUGCGUAAAUUUUAAGAUACACACUUAAACGUAAUUGUUUCUUAAUUCUGUAUCAUAUUAGGGAGAGCAAAUACAACUCAAUUGUAAUAUUCUUAAAAAAAAACAAUGAGAAAACUUUGAUUCAUAUAAAAAUGUUGUAGUUUUAUAAGGACAUCUUCCCUAGUUUUCAAGAUAAAUAACAAUUGAUUUUAUGGGUGACAAAAAUAAAUAUCUCUUGAUAUUUACCUAACUGUGUUUAUUAUCAUACAAAUGGAAAUUAACUUUCUUUAAAUUCUCUAACUUUGGUGAGGAUAGUAUUCGAGGCAGAGCGCAUCGCGUAUAGAGUUUAUACAUCUACGGUAAAAUCAAAUAAGAGUUUCCAAAAAAUACACUACCCGCCAAAAGUAUGGACUCGUUUCACCGAGUAUUGCAAUAGACAUCUUGAAUAUUGUAACACCUCCAGAAAAGUUUAGAAACAGAACAACAGCAAUUACAAGUUAUUCUAAACUUUUGAUAGUGUUGCAAUAUUCAAGGCAAACACUCGGUAAAGCGAUUCUAUGCGUUUAGCGGGUAGUAUAUGUAUACGCAUAACGAACUGCCCAAGAGAUAUAAGCUACUCUGCCUCUGUGUGGUCUAUUCUGCAAUCUUAACCAAGUGUAUUUACUGCGGAGCAACCAGGCCGAUUUGCAAAAUUGUUCAACAUGCUUUGGAAAUAUUUAUAAAACAAUCUAAAACAUCUUCAGAAGGAAACCAUCUAGAUUUAAACAUAAACUAAAUAUUGCUUACAAAUAAUCUAUUGUAAAACUUCAGCAUAAUAACACAUACCUACGGAGAAGUCAAGUAAAUAAAAAUUUACAUGGA